AUGUUAGUGAGUAUGUACUAUGUGAGAUGGCACUGCGUGCGUGUAGGGCGCGAUGUGCGCGCAGCAGCACUGGCCGCCGGGGGCUGGGCUGGUGCGGCAGGCGGCGGUGUCUCGUUGCGUGAGGUAGAGAAUAGAGAGGUCAUUGUGUCGUGUCGCCUCCGCGCGGUCGGAGACGCCUCGCGCCGCCUCAAUGGCUCACAAAUAAGCGCUCUACAGCGCGCCAUUCUGUCGCCGGCUUUACCUAAUAGCCUCUCCGCCAACUUGGCC
This is a messenger RNA of Brenthis ino (lesser marbled fritillary), 267 nucleotides long. Lineage: Eukaryota; Metazoa; Arthropoda; Insecta; Lepidoptera; Nymphalidae. The record is from the annotation of a GenBank genome assembly.